UGUAAGCAGAGACCGAAGCUUUUCUGUUAGCUCUUGCUGUCUCACCACAGACUCUGCGUCUUUAGCUUCUCAAACUGGAGCUACCGUGACCAGCGUAUGAAGAAAGCUUUGCAAAAUACCAGGUGAAAGACAAGUCCUGAAACAUGAAACUGUAGAAAUCCAAGGAUGGACACUCACUCCAUCACAGUGUGGUUGUUGCCUGCUCUCCUCCUGACCUCCUUCGCGAGUGGACACAUGACCCAAACCUGUGCCUGCAAUGAGAGUAUUGAAGAUAAUGGGACAAUACCAGAAAAUCCAAAUAUUACUACAACCUGUUGUUGGAUGGCUAAGUUGGAUAAGUUGCUUGAUUCACCUUCUUCCGAUACUACUACGUGGGUGAAACGUUUAGAAACCGUUCUGGAGACCACAACAUUUCCUAACAAUACACCUGAUGACUAUAUGUCUAUGAAAGCUGGAAAACUUGUGGCAUUUCUCCACAGAGUUCAAAGACAAACCUUCAAAGGCUUAAGCAUAUAUGCAGAUUGGAAUACCACGUCUACAAAAAUGAGCAACAUAAAAAACUGCAAAGCCCGGGUGGAUCUGCCUCAAGAGAUUUUAACAAAUGAUGAGCAGAGGACAAUUGUUUUUUGCAUGUACAAGGCAAACUUUACAGCAAACAUUCUUCAUAACCAGGCAGUGGGAGUGAGUGUCAGUAACACAACUGUCUCUGGCCUGAAGAACCCUAUCAAUAUCACCAUUUUCCUUGAGGAAAGCCUCAAGGCGAAUCAAAUACCCAAAUGCGUUUUCUUGGACUUCACUGCUACUGAUAACCAUUGGAAAGACUACGGAUGCAAGACUGUAAAACAUGAAGACUACAUUAAUUGCUCCUGCGAUCAUUUGACUUAUUUUGCUGUAUUACUGGUCUCUGCCUCUGUCUCACAAUAUCAUUUGAAAAUCUUGACCAUCAUUUCAAAAGUGGGCUCUGGUAUUUCCCUUGUGUUUCUGAUUGUCACCAUCAUCUUGUAUAUCGUGGGCAGGAGAACAACUAAUGACAACUCCCUCAAGAUCCACAUCAACCUGGCCACGGCUCUGAUCCUGCUCAAUGUGCACUUUCUGCCCAGUGAGGAGGUGGCGGCCUUGAGGAACGACAGCCUGUGUCGAUAUGUGGCCAUUCUGCUGCACUACUCUCUGCUCUGCACCUUCACCUGGAUGGCCAUAGAGGGCUUCCACCUCUACAUCCUUCUGUGCAAAGUCUUCAGCAUUUACAUAAGGAAAUACAUCCUCAAGCUCUGUCUUGUGGGUUGGGGAUUCCCUGCUGUUGUAGUGAUUCUGGUUGUCUGUGCAGAUAAGGAUGUUUACGGGCUGAGAGAAAUCCCCACCAGUGAAGACAAUGGGACCAGUAUUUUCAUGUGCUACAUAAAUAACAUCACAGUUAACUACGUGACAAGCCUUUGUCUCUUCGUCCUGGUGUUCCUCUUUAAUCUCAUCAUGUUGAGUAUCACAGUGUCAAAGAUAAUGUCCAUGAGGUCAAGGAAGACCCCAGGGGAAAACCGCAAGGCCUUUAAAGACAUAUGCGGUAUACUAGGUAUCACCUGCCUGCUGGGGACCUCAUGGGGCCUUGUCUUCUUAUCAUUUGGGCCCGUGAAUCUGCCAAGCCUCUAUCUUUUCAGCAUCCUCAACUCCCUGCAAGACUGUCCUCAGUACCUACUGACUUCUCUCAGCUCCGACAGCUGCAUAGCCAGAGAGUGGGAUAAGCCUCAGCCUCUGUUUGAAAUGGUGGCUGUUUUCCACCAAUCCAGAAUUUUUUUUCCCUCUGUGUUGACGAUUGUUAGAAACAUCUAUUUCUAUUAAAAAAAAACAUAUCUGACUGUUUUCUAGCUCUAACUGGAAAAAUGAGAAAAGCUCAGAGAGUAGGUAUAAAAUGUGUUUGUGGCAUGACUGUAAGAAUUUGUGGUGUGUUUAAAUAAAGCAUUUGAUGUUAAAAAUC
Messenger RNA from Lepisosteus oculatus (spotted gar), 1966 nucleotides. RefSeq names its product adhesion G-protein coupled receptor G1-like. Gene Ontology annotation, biological process: adenylate cyclase-activating G protein-coupled receptor signaling pathway; cell surface receptor signaling pathway. NCBI's taxonomy places the organism in Eukaryota, Metazoa, Chordata, Actinopteri, Semionotiformes, Lepisosteidae. The record is from RefSeq and is a predicted model, not a curated record. Gene Ontology annotation, cellular component: plasma membrane. Gene Ontology annotation, molecular function: G protein-coupled receptor activity.